CAAUUAUUUGUUCCAGGCAAGCGACGACGUUCUCGUCAUUCCUGCCUAUCAUUACGUCCCAGGUAUUGAGAGGUUCCACAGUCGGCAGUCCCCCCAUUUGAAACAGCUCUCUUGCACUUGGUGUCUCCAAAAUCAUAAGAAGACAAGAUUGGGUAGUUUCUCUGCAGCCCAAUGAGGUUCACAAAACCAGCAUGGGUCGUUCAUCAAGAAACUUCUGAUAAGAAAAAAUUGGGGAUUUUCUCCAUUAGUGUCCAUCCAGAUGGCUCGCGCAUAGCUACGGGGGGACUCGACUCAAAAAUACGGAUUUGGUCGACCCUGCCUAUCCUUCGGCCAGAAUAUGAUGAUUCUAUCCCCUCUGUGGAUCCGAAGAAUGCUCCUUCAAAGUCCCUUUGCACUCUUUCCAUGCAUGCUGGACCUGUCUUGGUGGUGAGGUGGUCCCAUUCUGGAAAAUGGCUGGCUAGCGGAUCGGACGACACAAUCAUAAUGAUAUGGGACUUGGAUCUGUCUGGUGGAGGGAAAGUGUGGGGGACGGACGAAACAAAUAUCGAAGGAUGGAAGGCUCUUAAACGGUUGCCUGGCCAUGACUCAGAUGUCACCGACCUUGCGUUUUCCCCUGGCGAUAGAUAUCUGGCCAGUGUUGGCUUGGACAGCAAAGUCCUGAUUUGGAAUGGUGCAACCUUGGAGCUAAUCCGAAUGCUUGAUGGGCACCAGGGUUACGUUAAAGGUGUAUGUUGGGACCCUGUUGGUCAAUAUUUGGCUACCCAGUCAGACGAUAAGUCGGCGAAAAUCUGGAACACGACCGACUGGAAAUUGGAGACAAGCAUCACGCAGCCGUUCGAGAAGUCCCCAGGAUCUACAUUUUUUCGUAGACUCAGCUGGUCCCCUGACGGGGCUCACAUCACUGCAUCCAAUGCGAUGAACAACAAUGGAUACGUAUUUGUUGCAGCAGUAAUCUCUCGCUCAUCGUGGAGCUCCAAUAUAUCGCUUGUCGGGCACGAAAACACUGUUGAGGUGGCAGCAUACAACCCCCACAUAUUCCGUCGAGAUCCAGAUUUACCCGUGACAACAGCCAAUAUCUGCAGCGUCGUCGCUCUUGGGUGUGAUGAUUUGUCGAUCUCCAUAUGGCAAACAAAAUCGGCCCGGCCGCUUAUUGUUGCUAAAGAUGCGUUUGAAAGACCUGUUAUGGAUCUAUCAUGGUCAUUGGAUGGCAUGACGCUUUAUGCGUGCUCUUCAGAUGGAACCAUUGGUGUUUUUGAUUUCGACGCCUCAGAGCUCGAAGGAAUAGCGCCGCUCUCUGUUCAAGCGGAUUACCUUAAAUUAUUUAAUUUUACUGCCCCUCCAGAAGACACCCCAAAUCUCAACAUGAGUGGCAAAAAGAAGCGCCGCAUCAAGCCUGUAUUUGUAUCCCAUCUUUCUGGCCUCCCGAAUGGGACUCCAAUACCUAAUCAGCCAUCCAUGAACGGCGCAACCCCUUACCCAUCCUACCCAUCUACCUCUCAGGCCCCCCAACCAUUUGGUGCUCCCCAGCUCCCUGAUCCUGCCCCCAGCGCAUUCCGAGACCCUUAUACAUUUGCUGCGUCACAGCCACCAGGUUUCAGGGAUCCGACCUUUCCCCCCUACCAUCACACAGAACCGGAGCGCUUCCCUUCUCAUUCCAGCUCAUUCGCACCAAGUCAGGUGCCUCAAAUGGACACUAUCCAAAACGCUUCAAGGGCAAACUCACUCCAGAAUGGGGAUCAUCCCGAUGGGUCCGGAAAUAUGUGGGACAGUAUCGAUGGAGGGGCUAAUCACAAUGACACCUCGCGCUUGCCCAAGGCUCGCACACUUGGUGGAGAUCGACGACGAGAGCCAAUGGGACCUAUCAAAGAUAUUCGACCACCUUCAGUCGCGAAUCAGAUGAAUAUGAGCCCUUCAGGCAGUUCUACGAACCAUCGCCUCGCUAUUCCUGCGGUUCGAAACAUUGUAUUUGCAAAAGUGGAGGACCGAGAAACGGAUGUAUUCGAGGGGCGCAAUUCCGAAAAUGGCUCUUCACCCUCUGAAGUUAGCCUUAUCAGCGCCAAGCAGACACAGUUUUUGGAUUACGUCUCAGCGGGUGUGUUAGCGGUUACGGCGACCUCUGUUUUUUGUGCUGCUGCUUUGGAAGACGGAUCAAUCAAUGUGUACUCGCCUACAGGGAGACGGUUGAUGCCUUCCAUGCUACUCGAUUCCCCCUGCGUGUCGAUGAACGCGUGCAAGCAAUUCUUAAUGGCAAUAACAUCUUCAGCGCAUAUGUACAUUUGGGAUAUGAAGAAGCAGAAAGCACACGUAUCUGCUGUCCUCAUUCGACCACUAAUAUCCUCUCACUCGUCUGAUCUCUCGUCAGCGAUGAUCAGGCCUAAUGGCGCUCCUGUGUUAACUAUCUCCGCUGGCGCCGCUUUCACCUAUGAUAUUUCCCUCCAGGCAUGGCUCAGGGCCAGUGAAGCGCGUUGGGCAGAGGGAAGCGACGCCUGGGAGGGAAAGCAAAGACCAACUGCAAAUCGAGGCUCUGCAGGUGCCAGAGGGGUUGUUUCUUCUAUCGAGGCCGCUAUCAGUGACCUAGAGUUGAACAUUGGAGAACAGCGAGGGGACAGUACUCCCUGGUGGAAUGCAGCGCUCACGCUUGGACACCUGGAAACCCGACUUCACGCAGCGAAAUUGUUUGAUAGCCCUUCAGAGUACAAGAGUAAUCUUCAUCUGUAUGCGAAGAGGCUAGCUGAAGAGGGGUUCCGUGCCAAAGCCGAGGAAUUGAUGAAAGAGCUAUGCGGCCCACUAUACUGGAAACCUGGACGGGAUGACCUUUGGUGUCCAACAAUAAUGGGGAUGCAAAAAAGGGAAUUACUCAAGGAUGUUGCUGGCAUAUUUGCUCGCAGUAAAACAUUUGCCAAGCUUGGGCAGGAUUGGCAGGAGUUGAUGAAGAAAAUCCAUGCGGACAGCUGAUCUCUACAUUUUAUAUAUAUAUUACCUCUAGACGGUACUCAAUUCGGCUGGGUUAUUGUUCGGACUAUUCACGUUACUUUGGAUCUGUUGUAUCUCUAUUUCUCGACUUGCAACACCACCUUUUGUUGUAACUAAUGGUCCAGAGUCAAAUCCUUGUUUCCUGGUCACGGUCACGUUUCGCGCGUUCUCACACCCUGCUUGAACUUCUCGAUCAUCAACUCGAACGGCGA
This is a messenger RNA of Cantharellus anzutake, 3185 nucleotides long. RefSeq names its product WD40-repeat-containing domain protein. Gene Ontology annotation, molecular function: protein binding; nucleosome binding. Gene Ontology annotation, cellular component: nucleus; HIR complex. The transcript is spliced from 15 exons. The coding region runs from base 172 to 2955 and encodes 927 amino acids. Gene Ontology annotation, biological process: DNA-templated transcription; chromatin remodeling; regulation of DNA-templated transcription. Lineage: Eukaryota; Fungi; Basidiomycota; Agaricomycetes; Cantharellales; Hydnaceae. The record is from RefSeq and is a predicted model, not a curated record.